Molecule: messenger RNA, 483 nt
Organism: Penicillium samsonianum
Lineage: Eukaryota; Fungi; Ascomycota; Eurotiomycetes; Eurotiales; Aspergillaceae
Exons: 4
Coding region: 1-483 (160 amino acids)
Source: RefSeq, a predicted model, not a curated record
AUGAAGUACCUUCCUGCUAUUGUUCUGACUUCUCUGGCUUCUGUGGGCCUUGCCACUACUGGCCCUGGUCUCCCCUCUGAUGCGAGCUACUGUCCCGCUUGCGUCGGCACCCGGUAUACAGACGCAACAACGGGCCAAUCGGGCUGCUGUCCCCUCGGGACCGUCUAUCAACCCGCAGCCUGUGCGCCGGGCACUCCCACUACCACCAACCCGACUUGCCCGGCUGAUGACGGGAAGCUCUAUGUUAAGAACGGCCUCACGUACAAAAUUUACUGCGAUGUGACAACCAACCUAGGACCUGAUGUCGGUUUCGCUAAUGUGGCUGAUGCUAAGGCAUGUGCGGAUCUAUGUGCCUCCAAACCGGCGUGUGGAGAUGCAACAUUCCGCUCAUCUGAUAAAGGGUGCUUUAUGUCGUCAAAUAUUCUGGGGCCGAAUUACCAGGGUACUCCUUUGCCUGGAGCCAUUGUCAUUGCCAAGCAGUAA